AUGGCCAAGCCGGGGGGUUGGGCCCCGACGGGAAGUCUAAAUCCUGCCAAGACCCGCAGGCGCGCGUCCACGCGCGGAGGGGGUGCGUCCGCCUCCUUCUCCUUGCCUCUGAAAGAGAUAGAGGGAGAGAGAGAGAUCGAGAGAGAUGGGGGCAGUGCUAGCCCCUCUGGCUGUGUUCGGCUCUGUUUGCAGCCUUUGAAAGCAGCGGAGGCAGAUCUUUCUGUGAGUAUGGAGCUUUGCCAGAAACUGGACUUUGGCAAGCUCUCGCUCCAUGCCGCGGAAAAGAGGUCAUCCUCAAGCUGCAGCUGGUUGAAGUUCAAGAUCUAUGUCUGGCCACGCUCGAAGGACAUGAGCGACUGGAGUACGCGAAAGGACGCAAAGAUGCGGGAUCCAAGUACUUCAAGCGCGACAAGUUCGAGUCGGCGCUUGAGCGCUACAGCCUGGCUGCCGAGAUGCUUGGCCACCGCGAUGACAUCAAGGAUAAUGCGCUUUGGGCACAAGCACAAGAUGUCCGGGUGCUCUGCGUUCGAGUCAAAGCCGCGGAAGUCCGAGAGUCCUGAGGCAGCCUGUUUGUUGAAGCUCGAGAAGUGGCGGGAAGCGGAGGCGGUCUGCAACGCGAUCCUUCGCGCGAGCCCUGACAACGAGAAGGCACUUUUCCGGCGAGCCAAAGCACUGUUGGCUUCGGGUGAUGCCGCAAGGGCAGAGGUUGAUCUGCGCCGAGUGCUAGAGGCCAACUCCGGCAAUGCAGAAGCAAAGCAGCUGCUGCAGAAGGCCCGCCAGCAAGGCAAAGGAACGGAGAAGGAGAGGAAGGUCUAUGCAAAGAUGCUACAAUGA
Messenger RNA from Symbiodinium sp. CCMP2456, 834 nucleotides. Lineage: Eukaryota; Dinophyceae; Suessiales; Symbiodiniaceae. The record is from the annotation of a GenBank genome assembly.